Strongylus vulgaris is the source of this 857-nucleotide messenger RNA. The record is from the annotation of a GenBank genome assembly. Lineage: Eukaryota; Metazoa; Nematoda; Chromadorea; Rhabditida; Strongylidae.
AUGCGUUUCCUUAUAAAUCAGAAAAAUUUGAAGACAUCUCUGCUCAAACUGAAAUUGAAACCGGAUUAUGAUGGGGCAGCCACAGCGUUGGAACGAGCAUCAGUCUGCUACAGAAACGCAGGAGAUCCGAAGAAAGCUGCAAAGUCACUGGUAGAUGCUGCAGGACAUUAUGAACAAAUUGGAAACAUUUUUCAUGCUGCAAAAGCUCGUGAGGGCGCAGCUAUGCUUCUCAGAGAUGCUGGUGAUACAGCAGCAGCUUAUCCUCUAUUUGAAAAAGCUAUUGAUCAAUAUGCUGAGUCAGGUAGUUUGGAUACAGCGGCAAUGACUGUGGAUAAAGCUGCAAAAGUGAUAGUACAAGGAGAACCCGAGCAAGCGAUAAAGUUGUAUGAGAAAGGGCUCGCCCUUGUGCAGCAGUCUGAUCGAUCGAAAAUGGCUGGAGAGUUUUUGAGUCAAAUUACUCGUUUGAAUCUUCGGUUAGAGCGCUACGAUCAAGCAGCAAAGGCGAUACGCGAAGAAAUUGAGAAAUAUGUCGAAGUCAAGGAACCUGGUCGUGUUGGACAACUUACCCUAGCGCUCAUACUCGUCCAGCUAGCACGAGGAGACUCCGUAGCAGCUGCAAAAUGCUACCAAUGGGUUGUGGAACAGUGUGCUGAAUUUGAGUUUACUGAUGAUGCCAGAGCUUGUCGUCAGCUUAUUGGCGGUUGGGAAGGUGGAGAUGAUGAACAGUUUCAAAAUGUUCUGAAAGAUGGAGUGCUGCGAAGCAUGGAUAAUGAGUACCUCCGGCUAAUGAAGAAGCUGCAUGCACCAGGAACUACAUCAAUUGGUGAAGAAGGCGAAGAGGAAGAUUUAAAGUAAAA